UGGAUAUUUAAGUUUUGGCGGCUUUAUUUAUAAUUGAGCUGCUAACAAGUAUUUCAAUAAAGAUUUUAAGUUUUUUAGUGAUUCAAGCAAUCGAUAAAAGAACAAUGAAUUCAAAACGUAAAGGUGGUGGAUUUAGUUAUCCUGGUCAAGGACCCUUCAAGAAAGCAAGAAAUUUUGAUGAUGAAGAUGAAGAAUUUGGUGGGGGUGGUUUUGAGGCAGAAUUAGCAGCUUUAGAAGCCGUGGAUAUUGAUAAAACAGAAUUAAUUGGUGAAGGACCUGAAAUUGAGCAGACUAGUUCAAAAUGGAGCCGACCAUCCCCACCAGAUAUUGAUCCUUCGAAAGAUGCUUUGAUUUUUCAACAAAUUGACAUAGAAAAUUAUAUUGGUGCACCAAUACCUGGUAUGCCUGGUUCUCAAAUUCCACCAACACCAGUAGUUCGCAUGUUUGGUAUUACGAUGGCUGGAAAUUCUGUAUGUUGUCAUGUACAUGGGUUUUGCCCGUAUUUAUAUAUAGGAAGUCCAAAAGGUUUCGAGCAGCGUCAUUGUAAACCUUUUAAAGAUGCACUUGAUAAAGCAGUUUUAGCAGACAUGAGAAAUAAUAAAGAUAAUUUACAAGAAGCCGUUCUUGAUGUUGAAAUAGUCGAACGAAAAUCUAUUAUGGGAUAUCAUGGAGAGAAAGAUUAUUCAUUUAUUAAAAUAACAAUGGCUUUACCCAAACUGCUUGCAGCAGUUAAAAGAAUAUUAGAACGUGAAAUAGUAUACAAGGAGUUUGAUUUUCAGGAUUGUAGAGCCUAUGAAACCAAUAUAGAUUUCGACAUUAGAUUUAUGGUUGAUACUGAUGUUGUUGGUUGUUCGUGGAUAGAACUGCCGGCGGGUAAUUACAAAAUGCGUACAAAAUCCAGCAAACCACAUCCUGAGUCGCGAUGUCAAAUUGAAGUUGAUGUGGCUUUUGACAGGUUUAUAGCACAUGAACCGGAGGGCGAAUGGGCAAAAGUUGCUCCUUUCAGAAUUUUAUCUUUUGAUAUUGAAUGUGCUGGUCGUAAAGGUAUUUUUCCGGAGGCGAAACAAGAUCCAGUAAUUCAAAUUGCGAACAUGUGUAUCCGACAAGGAGAUGCUGAGCCAUUUUUAAGAAAUGUAUUUACGUUAAAAGUUUGUGCCCCUAUUGUAGGUUCUCAGGUGCUUAGUUACGAUAAAGAGACCGAUUUACUUAAUGCUUGGUCCAACUUUAUUCGAGAGGUGGAUCCUGAUAUAUUAACGGGCUAUAAUAUAAACAACUUUGACAUUCCCUAUCUACUUGAAAGGGCCCAACAUUUAAAAGCGAAAAAUUUCGAAUAUUUGGGCAGAAUAAAAAAUAUUAGAUCAGUAAUUAAAGAUCAAGUUCUGCAGUCAAAACAAAUGGGACGUCGUGAAAAUAAAUAUGUGAAUUUUGAAGGCCGUGUUCCGUUUGAUCUACUUUUUGUCUUAUUAAGAGAUUAUAAAUUGCGUUCUUAUACUCUUAAUGCAGUAUCCUAUCAUUUUCUUCAGGAACAGAAAGAAGAUGUUCAUCAUAGUAUGAUAACAGAUUUGCAAAAUGGGGAUGAACAGACUAGAAGAAGACUUGCUAUGUAUUGUCUAAAAGAUACAUACUUGCCAAUAAGAUUAUUGAAUAAAUUAAUGUCGAUUGUCAAUUAUAUGGAGAUGGCAAGAGUAACUGGAGUUCCUUUAGAAAGCCUAUUAACUAGGGGUCAGCAAAUCAAAGUUUUAAGUCAACUUCUGAGAAAAGCAAAAACAAAAGGUUAUAUAAUGCCUUCGUAUCAAUCAAAAGCUGCAGAAGACCAAUAUGAAGGCGCAACAGUCAUUGAACCUAAACGAGGCUACUACGCGGAUCCGAUAACAACUUUAGAUUUUGCUUCUCUAUAUCCGAGUAUAAUGAUGGCACAUAAUCUAUGUUAUACAACACUCCUGCAACCUGGAACAAAAGUUGAUUUGAACCAAGAAGAUAUAACUUUAACCCCGUCUAACAAUAAAUUCGUGAAGGCUACUGUUAGGAAAGGGUUGUUACCAGAAAUUUUGGAAUCUCUUUUAGCAGCUCGUAAGCGAGCUAAAAAUGAUCUAAAAGUAGAGACUGAUCCAUUUAAACGUAGUGUACUAGACGGAAGGCAACUUGCGUUAAAAAUAUCAGCAAAUUCUGUUUACGGAUUCACUGGAGCGCAAGUAGGAAAAUUGCCUUGUUUAGAGAUAUCUGGUAGUGUGACAGCUUAUGGAAGAACCAUGAUAGAAAAAACAAAAAGUGAAAUUGAAUCUCAUUAUAAACGCGCUAAUGGUUACGAAAACGAUGCUGUUGUCAUAUAUGGUGAUACAGAUUCUGUAAUGAUUAAUUUUGGUGUGAAAACGUUGGAGCGGAGUAUGGAACUAGGUCGUGAAGCUGCGGAAUAUGUAAGCGCUAAAUUCAUUAAGCCAAUCAAACUUGAGUUCGAAAAAGUUUACUUCCCAUAUUUACUUAUUAACAAAAAACGGUAUGCCGGAUUAUAUUUUACACGACCAGAAAAAUAUGAUAAAAUGGACUGCAAAGGUAUUGAAACAGUAAGACGUGACAAUUCACCUUUAGUAGCAAAUUUGAUGAAUAUGUGCUUACAAAAGUUGUUAAUUGAACGUGACCCAGAUGGUGCUGUUAACUACGUAAAACAAGUUAUAAGCGAUUUGCUUUGUAAUAAGGUCGAUAUUUCUCAAUUGGUCAUUACAAAAGAAUUAACGAAAACUGAUUAUGCUGCUAAGCAGGCUCAUGUCGAACUAGCUGCGAAAAUGAGAAAGAGAGAUCCUGGAACUGCACCUAAAUUAGGAGAUCGAGUACCAUAUGUUAUAAUUUCUGCUCCGAAGAAUACUCCAGCCUAUCAAAAAGCAGAAGAUCCUAUUUAUGUUUUAGAUAAUUGUAUUAGCAUAGAUACAAAUUAUUAUUUAGAAAAUCAACUUUCUAAACCUUUGCUUCGAAUUUUUGAACCAAUUUUGGGAGAAAAAGCUGAGUCUAUUUUACUUAAGGGUGAUCAUACGCGUACUAAAACUGUUGUAACACCCAAAGUCGGUGGUUUAAUGGCUUUUAUGAAAAAGAAAGAACAAUGUCUUGGAUGUAAAACACUUCUACCGAACGGGUAUGAGAAAAAAGCAUUAUGUCCUCACUGUGAAAAAAACGAAUUCGAGUUAUAUCAAAAAGAAUUAAUAAUUCAAAGGGAUUUGGAAGAACAAUUCUCCCGUUUAUGGACCGAAUGUCAACGUUGCCAAGGUUCAUUACAUGAAGAAGUAAUUUGUUCAAAUAGGGACUGCCCAAUUUUCUAUAUGAGAAAGAAAGUUCGAAUGGAUUUAGAUUCUCAACAAAAGAAAGUAUUAAGAUUUGGUAUUCCAUCGUGGUAGAAAUUGAUUGUAAGUGUAUAAUCUGUUUUAAAUAUAAAAUUAAUUUUUAUAAAA
Molecule: messenger RNA, 3437 nt
Organism: Condylostylus longicornis
Lineage: Eukaryota; Metazoa; Arthropoda; Insecta; Diptera; Dolichopodidae
Gene: PolD1
Product: DNA polymerase delta catalytic subunit
Exons: 2
Coding region: 105-3383 (1092 amino acids)
Biological process (GO): base-excision repair, gap-filling; DNA replication proofreading; nucleotide-excision repair, DNA gap filling
Cellular component (GO): delta DNA polymerase complex
Molecular function (GO): 3'-5'-DNA exonuclease activity; DNA-directed DNA polymerase activity; DNA binding
Source: RefSeq, a predicted model, not a curated record